Messenger RNA from Suillus clintonianus, 735 nucleotides. RefSeq lists its product as uncharacterized. The transcript has 6 exons. NCBI's taxonomy places the organism in Eukaryota, Fungi, Basidiomycota, Agaricomycetes, Boletales, Suillaceae. Bases 1 to 735 code for a protein of 244 amino acids. The record is from RefSeq and is a predicted model, not a curated record.
AUGACAGAAGGCAUUGAAGUUGAUGCAGGUACCGAUCACAUGGAUGACACAAGAUUUUGUGCUGCAGAUAUGGAGGAAGAAGUGAGGGAAGUUGAAGAUAUUGAAGUUGCUUCUGAAGAGACCGGUGAGGAAGUUGCGGCAGAAGCCAUGGGUAUAUGGAUGCCAUCAUCAAUACCUUACCCUGAUGCUUUAGCCCUUGGCCUAUAUUCCACAUGGGCGGGCACUAGGUCAAAGCAGGAGGCUAAUUACUGUCAGAUCAAAAUAGACAAGUGUGUUCAAAGCUAUCAGAGGACGAGGAAUGCAAUGCAGAGACUAGGAGCAGAUGAAGAUACUCUGAAGAAUGUUUAUCAAGAGAUUCAGCUGAGUCAGCUUAGCGUGGACCGAGAAGUCACUGAGGAGAACAGGUAUGAGCAGGGAUCAGACAGACUGGCUUGGUUUCGGAGGGUCAACAACGGUCAUGUAUAUCUCUCACUUUCCACGAUCAGUGCAUCUGGGAUUGCUAGGGUAGCAGUCUGGUGCGGAGCAGAUACUGAUCAUGGGGUCGAACCCGAUACACUCAAGAUGCGAUGGGCAAAAAUAUCUGUGGACAUGAAGCUCGUGAUACCCAUUGGAGAUGGAGACCAACAGUGUGAAGUAUCUCCAUGGUUGGUGUUUGAGAAGCAGGUGAGGUCUGGUUUGCGCGCUAUUGCAUCGCCGGGUACUGGGCAUGAGGAGUUUGAUGUGCUCCAGACAUGA